ACAAAAGAAAAGGCCUUAACCAAAACCAAAAGCCACCGACAAAUCAAACGAAGAAAAAAGAAAUGGAAGAUCGAGAGAAGAAGAACAAUAACAAGAAGCAAAAGCACCACCACCAACCCGGCGCCGCCACCGCCAAUCCACCACUUUCAGAUUUCUCCUUCAAGCCUUCCGCUGCCGUCAAAGGCCUCCGAUUCGGCGGUCAAUUCGUCGUUAAAUCCUUCACAAUCCGGCGAGCUUGGACUAUAGAAUUUCUCCAACUCCUCUCUCUACCACCGCACCACGACAGCAACCGUCUUCCAUUCAAUUCCACCGCCGCGUUCCUCCCGACGAAUUUCACUAUUUUAGCGCACCACGCUUGGCAUACUCUGACUCUCGGCCUCGGCACCAAGAAAUCGAAGGUGAUUCUGUUCGUUUUCGCAACGGAGGCUCUAAAAGUCGCCGCUGGCCGUCUUUGGCCGGUGGAAAUCCCACUUGGCGAGGCGAAUCGGCGGCUGAUUCGGGGUCUCAGCGGCUGCGAGAUGGCUAGAUUUAAAUAUAGAAAAGGAUGCCUAACUUUUUAUAUCUAUGCGGUCCGCGAAAAAGGCUGCUUCGGAUUCUCCGCCGCCGAUGAUUUAAACACAAUUUUGCAGGCGGUUACUGCGCUCAAUGAUUUCUUGGACCACACCGCUAUGCUUGCCUUGCCGAAUCAGAGAAACAUUAGUUAUGACAGCGGCGGCAGCGGCGGCGGCAACAGCAACAACAACUUUACAACGCCGCCGGUGGCCGUUGUUCAUUGAAUUCCUCCAAAAUUGAUCUCCGAUUCCGAUCUUCUAUUUAAUUUUAAAGUUUAAUUUAUUGUUUGAGAUUCAAUUCCUGCAACUUUCCCCCCUUCCUUUUGAUGAGUUAGAUUGGAUUCUAAUCUUUUACCUGGAAAAUGAUACACUUAACAAUGUUGGUAGUUAUGAUUUUCGUAUCAAUGGUCAUUUUCUCGGGAAAGAAUGCAAUUAAAUCAUCAAUUAAAGUGGAGUUUUCGUUCU
Molecule: messenger RNA, 1016 nt
Organism: Cucurbita pepo subsp. pepo (vegetable marrow)
Lineage: Eukaryota; Viridiplantae; Streptophyta; Magnoliopsida; Cucurbitales; Cucurbitaceae
Source: RefSeq, a predicted model, not a curated record